AUGAGUCGGGCUGUUUUGCAGCGUAUUUUGAGGAGCAAGAGUUACAAAAGCUUCGAAUUGAAGUUGCUAGCUUGCGGUCUUAAUUUUGACUUCUUGUACGGUUUUUGGCCAAACAUCUAUCUAGAACCGGGGAUAGAGAACUUCCUACAUCAAUAUCUACAAUUUCAUAAACAUGGGAAGAAGCUCACUUCUGAUGUAUGUAAGCUCCUUUUAACGGCUUCAAUAAUGUACAAGAUAUCAACGAAUUUUAUGGAGAAUGUGUUCCUAUUUGACACCCCGAUGACGCUGCAGCGAUUCGAGAAUUCGAUGCCCUUCGAUGUUGUCAUUGAUGCAGCAAAAAGAAUGGCUUUGUUAGUCUGUAUUCCAUUUGGGAAAAAGCUCGAUAUGGUGAAGAUACCAUUAUUGCAACACUUGACACCGGUAUCUGGCCUGAAUCCAAGAGCUUUAGCGACAAUGGGAUUGGUCCCAUUCCUUUGGAAAGGAAUCUGUCAGUUCGAAGGCCAUAAGCAACACCUUUGCAACAGACAACUGAUUGGGACCAGGUACUGCAACAAGGGUUUCGAAGCCUACAUGGAGACGCCCCUCAACUCAUCAUUCCAAAACGCGCGCGACUCGGAGGGCCACGGGACCCACACCCUCUCGACGGCCGCCGGGAGCUUCAACCCCUCGGCCAGCGUGUUUGGUGUCAGGAACGGUACCUCCAAGGGCGGGUCCCCCCGGGGCCCGCUCUGCCGCCUACAAGGUGCUUUCGACGUGGCCAUUGACGAUGGGGUUGACGUUCUCUCUGUCUCCCUUGGAGGGGGUACUGAUGACUAUUUCAACGACGGCAUCGCCAUUGCUUCCUUUCAUGCCGUGCGUAGAGGAGUCUCGGUAGUGGCAUCUGCCGGGAACUGCGGGCCCGAUAUUACGGCUCCAGGUGUUGACAUAAUAGCUUCUUAUACCGAGGCAACAAGCCCGACCGAGUUGGACUUUGACCACCGCAGGACAGCUUUCACGGUGAUGUCUGGGACCUCAAUGUCUUGUCCCCAUGUUUCGGGUGUUGUGGGCCUGCUCAAGACAUUGUAUCCCAAUUGGAGCCCAGCCGCAAUUAGAUCCGCCGUCAUGACAACCGCGAGGACUCGUGACAACACCGGUAAGCCAUUGUCGGAUUCCAGCCACGAAAAGGCCACGCCGUUUGCAUAUGGGUCGGGUCACAUCAGACCAAACCGCGCCCAAGACCCUGGCCUGGUCUACGACCUGACGGUCAACGACUACCUUGACUUCCUCUGUGGGCUCGGCUACGACCAGUACCAGCUGGCCCAAUUCACCUCCUCUCACUAUGAAUGCCCAACUGACUACAGUGUGCUCGACUUCAAUAACCCGUCCAUCACGGUCCCAACAGUGAAUGGGUCUGUCACUGUUGCCCGGAAGGUGAAAAAUGUGGGCCAGCCCGGGAAGUACACCACGCGCAUCCGCCACCCACCCGGUUUCAGGGUCUCUGUAGGCCAGCCCGGGAAGUACACCACGCGCAUCCGCCACCCACCCGGUUUCAGGGUCUCUGUAGAGCCCAACGUGCUGGAAUUCAAGAAAAUCGGGGAGGAGAAGGUGUUUAGGGUGACUAUAAAGGCCAACAGAGGUGUCAAGAGUGGGUAUAGCUUUGGGGAGCUUUUGUGGUCUGAUGGGAGGCAUUAUAAUGAGGAUGACACUUGCGAAGCAAAUGAGGUGGACACGCAUAGGCAUGGCUUUCCGCCGCUGCUCAGUCAGCUUUCUCAACACCUCUCGUUCACCACGCCCACCGUCUGCUGCUAUUUAUUCUCAUCAGAUCGUGUUUCUUCCUUCAUUACUGCUCGCUUGAACAGUGCGGGCUUUAUUCGAAGUCAGGGACUUAUAGGAGGAAAAUGGACGGAUGCAUACGAUGGGAAGACUAUUGAGGUCCAAAAUCCUGCAACUGGUGAAGUAAUAACAAAUGUUUCAUGCAUGGGUAGAAGGGAAACGAAUGAUGCAAUUGCUUCAGCACAUGAUGCAUUUCUUUGUGAGUUUCUUCAGGCCAUUCCAUCUGCUGUUCUGUUUUUAAUUUUGCUUUUUGGUCCUCUCCUUUUUGGGCUGCAUUACAAGAAGUAUGUUGGCGUGGUGCUUUGCAUUGUCAAAGCCGGAACACAUAGAACGCAUUCUCCAGAAAAUUCGUUGAUAUCUUGUACAUUAUUGAAGUCGUUAAAAGGAGCUUACAUACAUCAGAAGUCAGAAAUGAAGAGGAGGAACAAUGAACUCCAUGAGAAAGACAGACGACCUCCUCCAGAGAAAAGAGGAAGAGGACCUAAAGAGGAAAUACCUGAAAAACGAGCACCUCCGUUUAAAGGAAAGAAGGAGAGGACAUCCAGAGGAAAGACGAUCACAACAUCUUCCAUGACCUCCAGGAGGAUGAAGCAUGACCAAUUCGCAACAAUGAUGAUGCUUGUUUCAUAUGGUGGAGGUACUGGUCAGGCUUUGUCCUCCAGAGGUCAUGGAAGAGGUUGGUCGUUUUUCCUCUGGAUGUCCUUUCCUUUGAACGUUUCCUUUGAACUAGGUGUUGGUCGUUUUUCAGGAGCAAGAGUUACAAAAGCCGAACCAGGGAUAGCUUGCGGUCUUAAUUUUGACUUCUUGUACGGUUUUUUGCCAAAUGAGAACUUCCUAUCUCAAUAUCUACAAUUUCAUAAACAUGGAAAGAAGCUCACUUCGAUCAGUGAGCAAAAGGCUAGAGAUUCCAUGUUCUACUCAUACAAGAGGAAUAUAAAUGGGUUUGCCGCACUUCUUGAGGAAGAAGAGGCUGCUGAGAUUGCUAAGUAUCCAAAGGUGGUAUCAGUACUAGAGGACAAAGGUAGAAAUUGCACACAACUCAAUUCAUUGGAUUUUCUUGGCCUGGAAAAGGAUGGCUUUGUUAGUCCGUAUUCCAUUUGGGAAAAAGCUCAAUAUGGUAUCUGGCCUGAAUCCAAGAGCUUUAGCGACAAUGAGAUUGGUCCCAUUCCUUCCAAGUGGAAAGGAAUCUGUCAGUUCGAAGGCCAUAAGCAACACCUUUGCAACAGCGUGUUUGGUGUCGGGAACGGUACCUCCAAGGGCGGGUCCCCCCGGGCCCAAGCUGCCGCCUACAAGGUGUGCUGGGGCGACCACUGCUUCGAUGCUGACAUCAUGAAGGCUUUUGACGUGGCCAUUGACGAUGGGGUCGACGUUCUCUCUGUCUCCCUUAGAGGGGCUGCUGAUGACUAUUUCACCGACGGCAUCGCCAUUGCUGCCUUUCAUGCUGUGCGGAGAGGAGUCACCGUAGUGCCAUCUGCCGGGAACAGCGGGCCCUCCCCCGGGACUGUGUCGAAUGCAGCCCCGUGGAUCAUAACUGUCGGGGCAAGCACGCUCGACAGAAAGUUUGAUGCAGAUCUCAAAUUGAGGAAUGGUCGAGUGUUCAAGUCGGAGAACAAAUUCUACCCUCUUAUUAGCGCGGCCGAUGCUAAAGCUGCCAAUGCAACCGAAGUGGAUGCUCAACUCUGCAAACCGGAUACGUUGGACAUGAAAAAGGUGAGGGGUAAAAUAGUUGUUUGCCUAAGAGGAGAAAACGCACGAGUUCAGAAGGGUGUGGUGGCGGCACGUGCGGAUGCUGUUGGGAUGAUUCUCUGCAACGACGAGUCUUCCGGAGAGCAGAUCAUGUCUGACCCACAUUUUCUACCGGCCACACACAUCGGUUAUGAGGAUGGCCGUACUCUCUUUGCCCAUUUAAUUAGUACCAAGUAUCCACAAGGUCUUAUUACUAUUCCAAAGGUGCUGCUGAAUACAAAACCGGCACCUUUUAUGGCCACCUUCUCAUCCAGGGGACCCAACACCAUUACCCCGGAAAUCCUCAAGCCCGAUAUUACGGCUCCAGGUGUUGACAUAAUAGCUUCUUAUACCGAGGGAACAAGCCCGACAGAGUUGGACUUUGACCACUGCAGGACAGCUUUCACGGUGAUGUCUGGGACCUCAAUGUCUUGUCCCCAUGUUUCGGGUGUUGUGGGCCUGCUCAAGACAUUGUAUCCCGAUUGGAGCCCGGCCGCAUUUAGAUCUGCCAUCAUGACAACUGCGAGGACUCGUGACAACACCGUUAAGCCAUUGUCGGAUUCUAGCCACGAAAACAUCAGACCAAACCGCGCCCAAGACCCUGGCCUGGUCUACGACCUGACGGUCAACGACUACCUUGACUUCCUUUGUGGGCUCGGAUACAGCCAGGCCCACCUGGCCCAAUUCACCUUGUCUCACUAUGAAUGCCCAACUGACUACAGUUUGCUUGACUUCAACAACCCAUCCAUCACGGUCCCAAAGGUGAAUGGGUCUGUCACCGUUGCCCGGAAGGUGAAGAAUGUGGGCUGGCCCGGGAAGUAUACCUCGCGCAUCCGUCAGCCACCCGGUUUCAGGGUCUCGGUGGAGCCAAAAGUGCUGGAAUUCGAGAAAAUCGGGGAGAAGGAGUUUAGGGUGACUAUAAAGGCCAACAGAGGUGUCAAGAGUGGGUAUAGCUUUGGGGAGCUUUUGUGGUCUGAUGGGAGGCAUUAUGUUGAUGUGAAUGGAUGGCUUGAGGCUUUUGCUGCUCAUCCUCAGAUUGAUGAAAGCCCUUCAAAGGCUCACAAGAGUUCAACCAGUGCUCAGUUUAGUUCUCAUGUUACUUUUACUUUUUUUUUGUUGGCUUCCCCCUUUUAUUUUAUUUUUAAUGUUUAUGUUAAUUCAAGAAUAUUUCUAUAGUUUUGUGGUUUAUUUGUUGUUUGUUAUUCAAGAAUAAUUCAAGAAUAUCUCUCACAAAUUUAUAUACCAUUUUUGUUUGAGUGACAUACUAGGUAAAUUAUUUUUUCAUGUUGAUUGUUAAUAAAAUAUUAUGAUAUGUUCAUAGUAUUUUUUUAAGCUUCACAAGGCGAACCGAACGGAGAAGGUUCUGCCCGGUUUUCAUGGCUGUUGGAUGUGUGGGCUCCAAGCGGUUUGUUUGCUUGGGCCGGACUGGUGGUCUAGAGGGCCUGACAGGAAUUUUGGUGCAAGGCUGCUGAAGGCGGAUGGACUCGACAGCAUCGUUCUGGACUUUCAUAUCGAAGGUCGCCUGAACGGGCAUAUCCUGGCCAUAGAAGAUGUUGCGCGGGGUCGGUAGGCUGGGCUGAGCGUGGGGCUGCGAGCGGGUGCCGUCGACGACAAGAGCAGCUGGUCGGAGACGCAACUGCGUUUUCUGGUAUUUUCCAGCUGAAUGGAAAACAAGACGGAGCUUUUUAGAAGUCUGCCAUGGUGCUUCACGUGAAAAUUAUGCUGCCUUAUUUUCUGAAAAUUUUUUUGGCAAGGAUAACGUGUAAAAAAGAUGGUCCCAAUUUUCCGCAGAAAUUUUUGGGCGAGAGAAAGCAAUUGCAGUUUCGUGCCAAAUUUUUCGGCUCUUCAAGUUGAAGAGAGAGAGUUUUGGUUUGACGACGUGUGUAAGUGAUUAAUCUGAUAAAAAGACACUUGACGUUGGAUUGUAAUUUAGUGUCAUAUUAGUUAGAAUUAUUGUCAUUAUCUAUAGUUCAAGAUUUUUAAUU
This is a messenger RNA of Striga asiatica, 5522 nucleotides long. Lineage: Eukaryota; Viridiplantae; Streptophyta; Magnoliopsida; Lamiales; Orobanchaceae. The record is from the annotation of a GenBank genome assembly.